Molecule: messenger RNA, 1718 nt
Organism: Suillus bovinus
Lineage: Eukaryota; Fungi; Basidiomycota; Agaricomycetes; Boletales; Suillaceae
Exons: 8
Coding region: 71-1492 (473 amino acids)
Source: RefSeq, a predicted model, not a curated record
AAUGGACUGUAGGUCGGAACAUGCGGCCCAGUACUAUACAAGUGGUCUCAGGUCCUGGUGCGCCUAAUCAAUGUCCAUCAUCAUCCAAAAGUUACAAGAAACCUCGGCUUCAGGCUCCAUCACGACAUUGUUUCGGUUGGGCCCUGUAGCCGCUAUUUCUGCUGUUCCAAAAAAAAUUCCCUUUCACUCUCCUCAGGUUGCGGGCUCUAGCUGGUGCCUGACUAUUCGUAAACAGGGAAAGAAGAGUCACCAGCUAUGCUUCAAUUCCCGUAGUUGUCCGGAUGCAUGGCGUGGUACACUAGCCAAGGUCACGGUCUCUUUUCCAUCACAUCAUAACGGUGAUCCAUCUCUUCGUACCACAUCCAUCGCCGUGAUCCUAGGACUUUGCGGUUCAGACUCGUGUGAUGAUCAUCUGCUGAUCACUUGUGUCGAUGAGAAGCUUGGAAAUGUCCUUGUCUCGUUGGAGGUCACCUUAGCCAAAACACUGACAUGCAAUCCAUUCGAUGUCCCUGCACCAGUGGAGUCUGUACCAGACGCACCUACCAGUGCUGAAGCGCCUAGAGUGUCUCAGGCUUGCUCUGCCCUUCGUGCCCUCGAGCAAUCGCUCAAGACGGGAACAUCAUUUGACAUAGUAUUCCAAGCUUAUACUCGUCGGUUGUCUCUCGGCAAAGUCACCAAACCAACUCCGAUUUAUGCAAGCACCGCUGUGCUGCAAACGACUUUGCCAGGCUUUUCCGGAGGGGACCUUGAUAUGACCUCCCUCUUUGAACUGUCUGAAGGCGAUACCCUCCCUGUCACUUCCCUGGGGAGCUAUGAAUACGAUUCUGACAGUGAUCUGGAUGACGAUGAAUUCGUCACGGAUAACAACAAUCCUACACCAGUCAACAAUGAAUUACACGAAGACACGACUGAUACUGGCUCAAUCUCAUCUUUCUCAAGCAUUGAAGCUGAUCUUCAAGAGCAGCUGAACAAUCGGCCAUUGUUUGUUAAAGAUGUUAGGACUGCACCAGUUUUGAGCCGCGAGAACUUGAAGCGCGGGUCUCGAGUCGUCCUCGUAAAGGGUGUUGCCUGGAAGACGUGGCACGCCUUUAUUUAUUACUGUUACACCGGCUUCGUCAACUUUGGAAAUUUGCAGUCUCAAAAUGAACCUGACAAGCAGGGUCGCUCAGAAGAUGGACCACCACAUUGCUCCCCGAAGUCGAUGUAUCAACUAGCUAGAAAGCUUAACGAUGAAUCAUUAUCUCAGCUUGCUUUAAAGGCCAUUGAAACCAGGUUGUCUGCGGCCAACAUACUGGAUGAGGCAUUCUCCAAUUUUACUUCCAGGCAUGACGCCGUCAGAGUAAUGGAAAUCGCCCUCCUGCUGAAAUAUAGGAAUGCUUCGGAAGUUAUGCAGGGUCUCCCAGCUAAAAUGGAAGCUGUGGCCAGGGGUAACAUACCCAACGCUGGACAGGUCCUCACUGCGUUAAUUAUGCAGGUACCUGGCCAAAAUUGAACCUGAUGACGUCCGUCGCUUGGGUCUGUUCAUUUCGUGGACUUCACAUUGUACUACCAACUUGUAACUUUUGCUGUUAUUGAUGGCUUGUUUGACGCGUGUUGUCGAGUUCGUGCCCAUUGAAAUUGGUUCAUUGGAAUCCAGUUCAUCAUUUGUUAGCGUUCGGCUGGGGAUGGGAUUGACGUUGCUCCUAAAUAUGGUUGCACUGCCUCCCAGAUAAGAGACU